AUAAUCUCAUUAGGAUCUGAGAAGUUAUGGAACAACAAACCUUACUCCGCCAACAAUUCCCAACAAUGUCCCUACCUCUCUUGUCAAGCCACAGUGUCAAUCCUGCCAAGACCACUUGGAGAUGUCAAACUGUAAGAUCACUUGGAGGUCACUCUGUUCCCUUACGACUCCAACCAUCAACCUCUGGCGCAGUUCAACGACAGCAACAGCAAAGAUUUCUGUUGUCCUUUUCUUUGUAGCUGACUACUACCCAAGGACAUAUUGCCACGACUUAACAAAGUCCUCGUUCCUUUCAGCCCCAGUAAAAACGUCCCCUGGAGGCAAAGGCAAAGUUUCUUGGACACACGAGAGAGAAACAGAAAGGUCACUCAUCCAGUGGAGGGGCCGACAUUUGUCCGGGGGAGAGAACCUAAUGGAGAUACAUUUGGUGUCCCUUGGAGACUAGUGAGCUACUCUCAACACAGCAAUGCUUUUUGAUGUGCAACACCUCUGGCUUUUAAAGACACUCCCCAGCGAGGCCGUUACAGUUCAACUCUUUGAGACAAACUGGUCACUGUGAAAACUAUUUUUUUGUUUGUUUUUCAGCUGACCUCUUUCCUUGAAAAUAGUUUUGUUUCCUACGUUGAGUUUCUUAGGAGUCACUGUGAUAUGAAAGCAGAGGUCCUGGCUGUUACCAAAGGGCGAUCAAUCCCAUUGACUAUUUUUUUGGUACCCUUUCAUGAGAAAGUGCUAUCGAUAAUGUACAUUCCAAAGCUGUUUCAUGACCCUAUAUUUCUAUAUUUCUUCUUGUUGGUGCAUGGGGAGUCAAUAAGAUUGCUGUGUACAGGUACAGUAGUGUGAGGGCUCAAGCCGUGGUGAUGGCAAAGACCCAACUGUCCCUCUACCCUGACUUCCUGAACCCAGAUGUGAAGGAGUGUGAGCGCACCACCACCAACGAGCCUGUGGCCUGCUUCACAGUCAUGAUGUGCAUUAGUGUGUCUGGCCACAGCAUUCCAGAGGAGAUAGUUCUAGAUGCAAUUACACAGCCAAUGGCCAGGAGGGCCCUGUUUCUGCACACAAAUCUGCCCCGAGAGUAUUUCCAGCUAACCAUUCAGAGAGAUGUGGGAGUGGUCUGCAGGAACCAAACCGCUUACCUAAGGCAUGAGUCAGAGUUCAAGGACAAGCUGAGCCCCAUCUUCAUCUCCCUGAACUACAGCCUGUCCAACUCCAACUCCCAGGAGACCAUACUGCAUGGCCAGAGAGCUGUGGUCACACAGACCAGGAUCAUUCUGGACUGCGGAGAGGACAAUGUCUGUGUCCCUGACCUGAGGCUGACUUCUGAAGCAUGAGUGUCAAACACCCCUGAGUUCCACAUCACUCAGUAGUGUCAUCUGUUUUCUUGGUCACUCUACAUUUUCAAGACAUUGGCCAAGGGAGAUCUCUUGAGAUUAGUGUGAUGGAAAAUAGGGUUACAUUUGACUUUUUAUUUGUACUACGAACCAUGCAGCAGGUUGAUCUGUGCUCAGAAGAAGGAGAACCAGACAGUGGUGGUGGUCUGUGAGCUGGGGAACCCUAUGAAG
Messenger RNA from Oncorhynchus keta (chum salmon), 1559 nucleotides. Its product is annotated as integrin alpha-IIb-like. The transcript is spliced from 7 exons. Gene Ontology annotation, molecular function: integrin binding. Bases 858 to 1328 code for a protein of 156 amino acids. Gene Ontology annotation, biological process: integrin-mediated signaling pathway; cell-cell adhesion; cell-matrix adhesion. The record is from RefSeq and is a predicted model, not a curated record. Lineage: Eukaryota; Metazoa; Chordata; Actinopteri; Salmoniformes; Salmonidae. Gene Ontology annotation, cellular component: external side of plasma membrane; integrin complex.